Purpureocillium lilacinum is the source of this 288-nucleotide messenger RNA. The record is from RefSeq and is a predicted model, not a curated record. NCBI's taxonomy places the organism in Eukaryota, Fungi, Ascomycota, Sordariomycetes, Hypocreales, Ophiocordycipitaceae.
AUGGUGCAUAAGUCGGAGCAGGUAUGCAAGUUCAACGGGCUGCUCCUCCAGUCAACGACCCGACCGACACCCGCCUGGCCAGCUUGCCCGCUGCCCGCCCAUGCUUGCUGCGGCGCCGAGCGGGCUCGUCGUCACCUGUUUGUUACGUGUGCGACACCGAGUGUUGAUCAAAGGGCGAGGAUCUUCAUGCACCUGUUGUCUUUCUGUUCCCUGGACGGGACAGGAGGCCGGACUGCCACACCUCUUAUCGGUUGGUGCGUUCGCCGUCUUGUCGGCGCAGGGAGCUGA